This is a messenger RNA of Tremella mesenterica DSM 1558, 1253 nucleotides long. RefSeq lists its product as uncharacterized. The transcript has 2 exons. Gene Ontology annotation, biological process: cleavage in ITS2 between 5.8S rRNA and LSU-rRNA of tricistronic rRNA transcript (SSU-rRNA, 5.8S rRNA, LSU-rRNA). Gene Ontology annotation, cellular component: nucleus. The record is from RefSeq and is a predicted model, not a curated record. Gene Ontology annotation, molecular function: polynucleotide 5'-hydroxyl-kinase activity. Bases 85 to 1122 code for a protein of 345 amino acids. NCBI's taxonomy places the organism in Eukaryota, Fungi, Basidiomycota, Tremellomycetes, Tremellales, Tremellaceae.
CUUCAAUAUCACUCUAAAGUCGCUUGGCUCGAAUGUGAUCUUGGUCAAUCCGAAUUUUGUCCGGGAGGAACCAUCGGUCUGUGGAUGAUUGAUGCUCCGAUUUUCGGACCUCCCUUUUCUCAUCCCCGUCAACCUUACCGUGCCGAGUACCUAGGCACUUACACGCCUCUGACCUGUCCUGAGGAGUACAUCGCAGCUAUCGGACGCAUGUUAGAAGUUUAUCAGUCUCAAGUUCGAAACCAUGACAUCACCCAUCCGGUUCCACUUAUCAUCAACACACAAGGCUGGAUAAAAGGUCUCGGAGCCGAGCUACUAUAUACCGUGGAAACACUAUCCGGUCCUAGUCAUAUCAUCGAUAUAUCCAAACCUGCAGGAUCCCAACCACCUGGAUGGACAGCUAGUCCUGAGUGGCAUACAACAAACCUUCCCAUCCCUGAUCAACCCGUAGCAAAAGGUAAGAACAAAGUGGCCCGGUUAAAUCUGGAGCCAGCUUCAGUCACAUCCGUCUCAAAUAAAUUCACCAGUGCAGAUUUGCGGACCAUCUCCCUCCUAGCGUAUUUUCACCAUAAUUUCAAAGACUCGACAUGGGACUUCUCCGACCCUCUGUUAACCAUUCCACCAUACGAGGUCUGUCUUUCUAUUUUUGGUCCACUAUUCUCCGUUUAUCUGAUUGGAGAAGGAUCAGACGGAAUUCUUCCCGAAGAUCUGUCAUUAGCGUUGAACGGUUCAAUCGUCGCUCUUAUCGAUAUUCCCGAUCAGAUCGAUGAUGCGAGGGGAGAGAAUGGAGAGGAGAGUGUAUAUGUACAGGGACGUUCACCGCCAGAAAAAAGUGAUUGUCUUGGUCUGGCCCUGAUACGUGCAGUAGAACAACGUCCUAAAGGGGUUCUGAAAUUACAAAUGGUCACUCCUCUUUCACCGGACGUGUUGAAACGAGCCAAGGGGAUGGUGAGGAACGGGGCGAUCGAACUUCCCACUUGGGGUCUGAUGGAUCAUCGUAAGACUGGGAGAUUACCGAGGAUGAAGGGGAGGGAAGAGAUACCGUUUUUGGAUACUUCUGAGGUCGAGGCUGUGGGUUUGGACAAGAGGAAGAUACGAAGGAAUUUACAAAGACGUAACGUGUGACCUUGUAAUCUGCUUAUCUACUUGAUACAGGACGAAAAAGAUUGGCAAUUUGACGUCAUUGACACUGUCGAGUACAGUACAUCUCUCUUGAGACGGAGUGUCAAAGUGUUAUGCAAACCACUCUGAAACUG